Molecule: messenger RNA, 1212 nt
Organism: Zerene cesonia (dogface butterfly)
Lineage: Eukaryota; Metazoa; Arthropoda; Insecta; Lepidoptera; Pieridae
Product: torso-like protein
Exons: 5
Coding region: 68-1087 (339 amino acids)
Source: RefSeq, a predicted model, not a curated record
UACCGCCGUCACGCGGUGUGUUUUAAUUUUUUGAAGUAUUUAAAGCCAGUUUUAUCCAGUUUUUAGUAUGUUACUUUUAAUAUUGACCGUUUUUUUCUGUUGUGGUCUGUGUGAUAGUGAGGACGGUGAUCUUGGUUACAGUUUGAAUAUUGGAAAUUCAAUUGAUGUUUUCGCAAAUUAUGGAGACCUAUCACAAGUAAUGCAAGUGCUAUCUGCUGACUAUGAAGAAGAGAGUUACGAACCCAUGGAGCCGUUUCGAGAGAAGAACAUAAGAGUCUUCGAAAAUGUCCGCAGUGGGGCCACCCCAGGGGACACUAUGGUGGACAUGAAUAUACAAUUAUGUGAGACACUCGAAGAUCUGCUUCAGGCGUACUUCCAGAACUUCACAAUUGAAGGUACAGACAUGCCACCUAAAGCCUUCCUCGGUGAUUGGAUGGAGAACGAAAUAAUGCGAGCGUUUGGUAUCGAAUACGAUAUGAGACCAGACAAUUGCUGUUAUGUGCUCGUAAAACUGUCUAAAGUUAAGACAUCCGUGAAAAUUAGUGACCUCAAUGACGCAAGAGUUAAAGGCUACGUUCAGAAGGCGAUUGACCACUUGAAUAUCAGCGAUUCUACGGAGAUAAGACGAUUCAUGAAGAGCUAUGGAACGCAUUACAUUGAUUCGUAUGUUACUGGCAAUUGUAUUUACCAAGUAUUCAAGUACAAGAGAACUGGCUACAAUUUACUAAAAUCGUAUAUAAAGUAUCGGGAGCGACGAAGAUCGAACUCAGAUAGUUUGAGAUUUUAUUUUUCCUCAUACUUUUUGAAGCAAGUCGGUGACAUUAAAAUAGCGAGUGGCAACAAAACAGUAGAAACCUGGGCAAGAAACAACCUCAAAGACAGCCAAUACCUAUUUUCCAGACCUAGCUUAUUACGCCUUCAUUAUAACCCAAUAUUAGCGUCUCAAUUAGAUGGCAUGUUAGAUAAUGGAGCUCUUUUAAGCCUUAACCUAAAAACAUUAAAACCUCUCUUCAAAGAUAGGUAUAAAGCUCAAAAAUUUACUGAAAUUGUUGAAAACGAUAUGAGAUUAUGGGAGGUGAAUACGUGAAGACGAAACAUUAUUAGGUAGAUAAUUAAUAGUAAAUAGCCUCAAUUGUCUUCCACUUUUAAGAAAGUAUUUGUAACAGACGUUCCCAAAAGCGAUGGUGGUUCUCAAUUAGCUCAAGUAUAUAU